Molecule: messenger RNA, 2181 nt
Organism: Hypomesus transpacificus
Lineage: Eukaryota; Metazoa; Chordata; Actinopteri; Osmeriformes; Osmeridae
Gene: kcnk18
Product: potassium channel, subfamily K, member 18
Exons: 3
Coding region: 146-1333 (395 amino acids)
Biological process (GO): stabilization of membrane potential; potassium ion transmembrane transport
Cellular component (GO): membrane
Molecular function (GO): potassium ion leak channel activity
Source: RefSeq, a predicted model, not a curated record
UCUGAAGUGAUGGUGCGGUCUGCGUUUUACACAGUCUCAUGCUUGGUUAAUCUUCGACUGUUCUGGCUGAUUUGAUAGGAUUACAAUGCAGUCUAUGUAGCCUAUUCAAAAGUUAACAACACGCGAGCUCAAUUAAGACCGGAACAUGUCUUUGGCAAAAAACAAUCGAUAUUCGGAAGAAAGGUCCAAAUGUGUUGCUAGACUCUGGAAAGUGUUUCCUCAUGCUUUUCUCAUAGUUUCACUAAUUGGAUAUGCCGCAUUGGGCGCCAUAUUAUUCAUGUAUGUCGAGGGGAACAGUACGCCCACAGGAGAAGAAGAUUAUCAUAAUUUUUUAUGUGACAUAGUAAGGUUGAACCGGUCAGAUAAUUCGUCUUGUACCAAAGAAGAAGUGGAAACAGUAGAGAUGAAAAUCAGAAAUGAUUUUAAGUCUACUUGGCUUCAGCAUCCCAACAGAUGGACAUUUUUUGGAUCCUUGUUCUUCUGUUGCACUGUUUUUACAACUGUUGGUUAUGGAGAGAUUUUUCCAGUGACAUUGGCUGGGAAAAUGGUAUGCAUCCUGUAUGCCAUGCUGGGAAUUCCCCUCAUGCUGCUGGUCAUCUCGGAUGUAGGGGACAUUCUCGCCGUGCUUUUAUACGAAGGAUAUCUCCGCCUGCACCGCCUCUGCAAGCUUCUCCUCUACCGCACCUGGUCCCCAAGGCAGGCCCAGGGGACAUCUGGGGACAUUCAUAUGCAGGAUGGUACCUACAUCUUCAACCAGGAGGUGGUGGUCCACGAGCCCAUGGACAUCCGGCACGUUCUUCACACCCAGGCUGAUGUCAAGCGCAAGUCGAUCCAGCUGCGAGACAACACUGAGAUAUUCAAGCGCAUCAUCGCCAGGGACAAUCUAUCCAGAAAGGGAGCACUGAUGCGCAGCAUGUCUUGCCCCGAGUUGAACCGCAUGUCUCCUCUGCCCAAGGGCUUUGCCAUCUGGGAUUUCACAGGAAUAGGGGAGAGCAUGGAACAUUUAGAUGUGCCUCUGGUCCUGAUCCUCAUUGUUGUGUUCACCUACAUUCUGUUCGGAGGCCUCAUCUUGCCCAGGUGGGAAACACAGAUAGGUCGGUUCGAUGCCUUUUACUUCUGCUUCAUUACGCUCACCACCAUUGGAUUUGGUGACAUUGUGCCCAGCCACCCCAAGUACUUUAUGCUCACCUCCUUCUUCAUCAUUGCUGGAAUGGCUAUAAUGUCCAUGGCCUUCAAGCUGAGCCAGUUGCGUGUCAUUAGCUGCUAUCGCCAAUGCAUGCAACGUAUCACAGGGGGAAAUGUGGAGAGCAAUGAGGAAGAGGAAAGUGAAUGAGCAGUAGAGGUCUCAACAUGGCCUGGGUGGCUUUGAAGUUCAAGGGCUUCCCCAAUUUGGGUUCAAGAUUGGUGUCAAAGGUUGACUGACUUGGGAUAUGGGAAGCUUGGGGUGAAUCUAGAUUAGAUGUUUGAGCCUUCCUCAGUAGCAUGAGAAAUUGUACACGUGUCUGUGGCUUUACGGACUCUUUGAAUGGGGGUUCUAUCGCUCUUUUUUUCCUGUAUGUUCAAUCAAUGGCUUAAAAGCUGAGUUCAUGUUGACCUACUUGAUACUUGUAGUUUUGGCUGCAAUAGUCAAUGUAAGUUGGUUGGUUGGUUGGUUGAAAAUAACAUUCUUGUUGGACCUUUCCAUUUUCUUUUGAGUUUCCAGGUGUUCGAAUCUUCCUAGAGCUUAUUGUUUGCUGUGCCUCACUUAUCUGGUUACUCAACCAACCAACCCUAACAAUAAUAAUGUUGACUUUUUUUGUCUACAAUUAAUUUAUUCUACUAAAUUGUUCCUCUAGGAUUGAUCAUUCUAAUAUUACAUCUAAACAUCUAUAGCUUUGUGCCAACAAUUGUGUUGUCACCUGAACUUAUAGCUUAUAUGCUCUUGCUUGCAGUUUGUUGCUUUCACAAUGCCAUCAAAUGUAUGUGUGGCUUGUGAAUAUUUAAUUAAGAAGAACCUGAUGCCAUAAUUUAUAUCCUCACAUAUAGACAUAUUGCACUUACUAGAACAACUAUAUGUUUGUGUCAGCCAUUGAUGUCUUUUCCAAAGCCUGUGGCUCAGUAUAAAGCUUUAACUGAUACCCAACUGAUCCUCUCUAUCCCUUAAUUGCUAAGAUGGAUGAAGAAUAAAAAGAUUAAAGAAAA